This is a messenger RNA of Macrosteles quadrilineatus (aster leafhopper), 688 nucleotides long. RefSeq lists its product as uncharacterized. The record is from RefSeq and is a predicted model, not a curated record. Lineage: Eukaryota; Metazoa; Arthropoda; Insecta; Hemiptera; Cicadellidae. The transcript is spliced from 2 exons. Bases 46 to 648 code for a protein of 200 amino acids.
GCAGGAAUUAUGUAAUUUAAUACUAGUGCAGAAGCAAUUAACAAUAUGGCUCGACUAUUCAAUAUGAUCACAUCCAUGCUGGUGGUUCUCCUUUUCCUACUUUCCACAUCUGUUGGGGAAACAACUGACGAGUUACAACAACAAAUUUACUUUAAAGACAUUAAAUGCGCCAAACUCUUCUAUGAACAAACCCCUGAUCACCAAGAUGAAACACGUAAUAAUUAUUUAGGAUGUCAAUCUGAACUAGGCGAUCUGGUAACAAGAUAUGUUCAAUUGAAAGCUACUUUGAACCAUAUGACCGAUUCCGCCUGGAUAAAGAAAGAGUAUAACAAAAAAGGAGGGGAAAUUUAUGAAUCAGAUGAUCUCGAGCAUUUUAAACUGAAGGUCCGCCAUGGCGAAGGAGAAACUUUUGUUGACGUUCCCAGGGAGUUGUACUUCAAACCCAAUCCUGAACCUGAAUCUGAACCCAAACCUGAACCUGGUCCUGUGAAGCUUGACAAGAAACCUCCCCAGUCUGAAACACACAUUACUUUCCCAACUGUUGAAAGAUUGAGGAAUCAACAAACUCAAUCAGGGUGGAAGAGCAGUCAGAAACCAACAGGAAGACGGUGGAAGUCUGUGUGGAAUUUAUUUUUUGGAUCAAAUUAAUCCAAAAACAAUAAAGUAACAUUAACAUGGUAAAACUAUA